This is a messenger RNA of Rhopalosiphum maidis (corn leaf aphid), 838 nucleotides long. RefSeq names its product programmed cell death protein 6-like. Gene Ontology annotation, molecular function: calcium ion binding. The transcript is spliced from 4 exons. The coding region runs from base 201 to 734 and encodes 177 amino acids. NCBI's taxonomy places the organism in Eukaryota, Metazoa, Arthropoda, Insecta, Hemiptera, Aphididae. The record is from RefSeq and is a predicted model, not a curated record.
AUGAAAUUUUAAUUGUUAUUCAGUACCUAUUUCAUUUAUUAUUGUUCAGUUGUUGACGUUGUUGUAUUACUCAAUAACUUGUUUAAUUGUUUACCAAUUGGUGCCUGGUGGUUAACCAUUUCUUUGCUGACGUUUAUUAAUUUUCAUACGUGUGAAUUUCUAAAUAAACAAGUAAUACAAAUCAAACAUUAAGUUUCGAAAUGGCUCAACCUCAAAGUGGAAUGCCUCCUCCUACAUUCUUGUUGGAAAUGUUUCAGAAAUUAGAUAAAGACCAAAGUGGUUCCAUCACAGCUAAUGAAUUACAGAGUGCACUAUCCAAUGGCACGUGGACACCUUUUAACCCAGAGACGGUUCGCUUGAUGUUGAACAUGUUUGACAAGUCAAAUAAAGGUACCAUAUCAUUUGAAGAUUUUGGUGCAUUAUGGAAGUAUAUUGUAGAUUGGCAAAAUUGUUUCCGUUCCUUUGAUAAAGAUAAUUCAGGGAACAUAGACAGAAAUGAACUUCGAGCUGCAUUACAAACUUUUGGAUAUAAUUUAAAUGAUGCUACUGUUGCCACAAUGUUGCAAAAGUUUGAUAGACUUGGUAAAGGAACUGUACUAUUUGAUGAUUUCAUACAAUGUUGCAUCAUGCUUAAUAAUCUGACUACAGCAUUCCGCCAAUUUGAUACUGAUCAAGAUGGAGUAGUCACAUUACAUUACGAACAAUUUGUUGGGCUAGUAUUUAGUAUCAAAUAAAAAAAGGGCUAAUCAUUUUAAUAUUUCUUACAAAUUUUAUUUUUACUAUUGUGAAUAUAUAUUUUUUUUUUUAAUUGAAAAUAUAUUUGUCCGCAUAAACAAUA